UCAAGGAGUAAACAUGGCAGCCACCGGUGUAUUGAGGUCUGUCUGGACCUCUUUUGCAGGUUUAAAACUUGGUGUCACUGGCAGCAACGUGAGUGCUCUGCAGAGGAUAAACGUCCCCCAGUUGUCAGCUUUUGCCAUUCAGAGCAGAGGAAUCCGCCAAGUUGUGGAGAAUCAAAAGGGGAAAACAACGACUAUUGAAGGACAAAUAUUGGAAAUACCAGCGGGACCACAGCCGCCAAACCCUGCAGCCAAGUGCCCCAUUUACAGAUGGAACCUGCAGCAUAAAUACAACUACACGGAUGUCUUACUGCUCAGUCAGUUCAUCAAGUCAGAUGGAGGGAUGUUGCCCAGGAGAAUAACUGGUCUCUGUCUAGAGGAGCAUCGCAAGAUUGCCAUAUGUGUGCAGAUGGCUCACAGAGCAGGUCUGCUUCCUGACCACAAACCCAAACUUCCAGAGGGCCACGUCCCAAAAAAGCAACAACUCAACAGAUACCUGACCCGCUGGUCCAUUGACUCGGUAAAACCCAUCUAUAAAAAAGGACUGAAGUGGUGUAAGAAUCGCAUGCCCGUUGGCCACCCAGCACUCAAGGACAAUGUACGUUACAGCGUUAAACCAGUUUACACAAAACACUGAAGGACAGAAAACCACACAAAUCAGCACUGAAACUGGAGGAAGGCCGGUGGGACCACAAGGAAGCAGAUUCUGGUGGAUUUUCACUCAACCCGGUCUUUCAACCACAUCUGCAAUCUACACUGACUUUUGACAUGCAGCCCUGGGAAAAGAUUUAUCCAUCUGUAUUUAUUGUACCUUUUGUUUAUUAAGCUGCGUCAUACUUUCAAUUAAUCAUGCUCAGCCCCACCCAGAGCCAUCUAUUCUGUCCCUGUUGGUAUUCAAAAAGCCCUUGAAGUGACAACUUAACAUAAAGAUAGCAACAAGUGGGUCAGUGUCACAUUUUCAAAGUAGGUGGUAUGUUGACUGUGUAUAAUCAAAGAAACACAGAUGUGCAAAUAAAAUCUGUCU
Scomber scombrus (Atlantic mackerel) is the source of this 1021-nucleotide messenger RNA. RefSeq names its product mitochondrial ribosomal protein S18A (gene mrps18a). Gene Ontology annotation, molecular function: small ribosomal subunit rRNA binding; structural constituent of ribosome. Gene Ontology annotation, cellular component: mitochondrial small ribosomal subunit; ribosome. Lineage: Eukaryota; Metazoa; Chordata; Actinopteri; Scombriformes; Scombridae. Gene Ontology annotation, biological process: mitochondrial translation. The record is from RefSeq and is a predicted model, not a curated record. Bases 14 to 634 code for a protein of 206 amino acids. The transcript is spliced from 6 exons.